UCGUCUUGAAAACAUUGCCUCGCACAAGCCUCUGUCUGACAUUCUCUUUGCCACCGUCUGUUGUUCUGUGACUUCCCGAGCGCGACCUGUCGGCUCAUAAUCUCUCGUCGUCGUCUUCAGGGUUUUUUUCUUCUUCUCCCUUUCGAAUUUUGGCGCCUUCGUUUCGAACGAACCGUGUAGUGCGCUUGUUUGUGUACGUGUGCCAGGAAUGAAAAGAAUCGUUCAGUCUGCACAGGCGAUCAUUGGGUUCAGAUGGAAGUUGAAGCAAUUGUAGGAGCUGUUUACCAUCAUUUGGGGCCGAUCGCUAUCGCCUGCUAUUGUUUUAAUCCGACAGCGGAAAGUGUGGUUGACUUGCGGCCACUGGCCGCGAUCGUCUCGCCUCUGUUUUCGUAUUCAUUUUCGUGACGGUUUUGUUCCAUUUCUUUUCAAGAGUCCAGUGCUUCUAGCCUUUGCUCCAAACACAUUGCUUGGCAACGGAUCUCAUUAGUGCAUAGCGACUACAACGACUAGCCAAAUACCUCGACAACAACAGCCCCGUAGCUUCCAACAAAAAUAUUGCGAAGAAAACGAAAAACAAGAAACUGAAAGAAGAAGUAAAAAUAAAAAAAGAGGGGAAACUGCGACGAAUGAGCCACAGAAUCCACUUUCUAGUCUACAGGGACCAAGCGCUUGGAAUGAGCUGACUGAAAUUGUAGGUCUUGCACUGAGCUCUGCUGCAACAGAUUGCAGGGAACACACAUUCUACGGGUUCAAUAGGCGUGUCUGGUCAUAUUGGUGACCUGAUCUACUCGAACUUCGAUGAAGGACGUAUUAAGAUGGUGAAGAUGGAACAAGUAGGUAGCUGUGGUGGUAGCAAUGGAAGCGACGGAGGAAGCGCGACCGGCAACAAAACAAAUCAUAUCCGAGUGGGUUUCUACGACAUCGAACGAACUAUUGGACGCGGAAAUUUCGCUGUUGUCAAACUGGCUAAGCAUCGCAUCACCAAAACAGAGGUGGCGAUCAAGAUUGUGGACAAGAGCCAAUUGGACGAAAGCAACCUGCGUAAACUCUACCGUGAAGUCCAAAUAUUGAAAAUGCUCCGACACGACAACAUCAUCCGCCUUUACCAGGUGAUGGAGACGAAUGAUAUGCUUUACCUGGUUUCCGAAUACGCCAGACAGGGGGAAAUAUUCGAAUAUAUUGCGCGGCAAGGGCGAAUGUCGGAAACCGUGGCGCGACGCAAAUUCUGGCAGAUCAUUUCGGCUGUUGAAUAUUGCCACCAGCGGCGCAUCGUUCACAGAGAUUUAAAAGCCGAGAACUUGUUGCUGGACGCACAGGGUAAUGUCAAGAUCGCCGACUUUGGGUUCAGCAACUUUUGGUCUUCAGAACAUCAUUUGGACACUUGGUGCGGAUCGCCUCCCUACGCGGCUCCCGAAGUCUUCCUCGGUCAGAAAUACACCGGUCCCGAAGUUGACAUCUGGAGCUUGGGCGUGGUGCUUUAUGUUCUAGUCUGUGGAGCCUUGCCGUUCGACGGCGCCACUUUACAAGCGCUCCGCGAUCGGGUCCUGUCUGGUCGAUUCCGCAUUCCCUACUUCCUCUCAGCAGAUUGCGAGUCGCUUAUCCGGAAAAUGCUGGUUGUCGAUCCUGCCAAGCGCUGUGGUCUCCAGCAAGUCAAAAGGCAUCGCUGGAUGCUAAUAGAAGCUCCAGCCAUUCAGGAGGAGUCGGUGAUCAUGGAAGGUGCGACCGGAAACGAACCGGACGAAGCCGUCAACGAACAAAUCUUGCGAUUAAUGCAAUCCCUUGGCGUCGAUCCGGUGAAAACGAAAGAGUCGGUACUUCACCAACGAUACGAUCACCACGCCGCCAUCUAUUAUCUGCUGCUGGAACGGCGGAUUCACUUGUCGGCGACGGGAGAACUACCACAGUCAUCCCAAUCCAAACAAAGAAGAUCAAUCGUUGAGACGACAGCUACGGCGCCGGACCAGCCUGUUCUACCCGUUGCUGGUGCCAGCCGGCGCCCGCCCUUGUGGACGCACAGUCCACCUCUUCGGGAUUCGGCGUGUGGCGACAGCGUCGAUUCGGAACGAGGAUCCGUAGGGGGAUCACUCCUUUCACCAUUGAUGGAAUCAACUCCACCCAUGUCAGUCAAGACAGUCAAAAGCAACACCUAUUCCGUUGAUGAAGGAGUCGAGGAUUGGUCUGAAUCGGGCCAAUCUCCCAUGGGUAGCGCAGGCUCUACUUUUGAAACUCUAAUCGGGGAUGGAUUGGCGGUUGAAUCUCAUCAACAGCCCAACGAACAGCAGCAGCAGCAGCAAAGGCUUCAAGGUCUAGAGCUUCCUGCUUUAUUUCAUGAAGGGCGGCGAGCAUCGGACGGACUAAUGUGUCAACAAGCGGGAGUCGUGCAAAUGCCUGCCAGCCCACGGCGAACAACUGCGCCGGAAGGGUCGUCUAGCGGAGGUGGUGUAAUGCUGCUCUCAGAGACUCACCGGGAGCAUAAGGCUCUUUGUCUGCAGUUCAGUCGAGACGAAGGAUCAAAACUGGUUCAUAAGCAGCAACAGCAGACACAGCAACGGGCUAGACCAGUAUUGCGCCAAGUCUCCUACAAAUUAGCCCAGCAACAGCCAGUGCAGCUGGGCACACCCGUUUCGGCUCAAUGUCAUCCUAUAGCCGAAGCCGAAGGUAGUUUGGAAGUCUCUCCCGAUCAUGAUCCGGAUGAUCCUAAAAUGACGGCUAUGAUGAUGAAAACCACCUCCGAGUUGGAUGAAUGGUGCCGAUUGCCGUCAUCCCUUGCGGCCUGCGAUCUAAGCCCCACGCCACCUUAAAUAAUAAAUAUAUUCAUAGCAAAAGGGAAACAGAAAAUCCGGGAAGGAUUUUGUGUACACUGUACCUCUCCCCGAAUCAUAAAUGUAAUUAACUAGGCGAACAAUCACAUCAUUAUGCAACCAGAGUUGUGUAAAGGAAAAAAAAGAACUAUCCUUUGUUAUUCCAGCAUCUCAAGUGUGAAUCAUCUUCCCUUACCCAAUUCAUAGUUAUAUCAUUUGUCUGGUAGAUACGAUUCGUCCAGGAUAUGGAAACAAUGAAAGACACUCAUAAUGGCGAGAUGAUAAUGUGGUGUCGAUGCACCUUUUUACCAAGAAUUGCAAUGCUGUUAUACCGACGAUACAUGAACUAAGUCACAACCUAGUCAAGCAAUAACCUUCGACAAGUCCUUUCCUAUAUCAAAUGUGUUAGCGACGAACCCUCUCCCAUAAUAUCAUAUAUAUUAUAUAACAUGAAUGUUGUCAACACCCUCUAUCAAAAAAAUAUGGUUGGAUAUCUAUAUUGCUCUAUGUAUUCAAACUGAUCCACAAGUGAAAAAUUAAUGAGAAAUAAAGACAUUUAUUCAUAC
Molecule: messenger RNA, 3367 nt
Organism: Daphnia pulicaria
Lineage: Eukaryota; Metazoa; Arthropoda; Branchiopoda; Diplostraca; Daphniidae
Product: serine/threonine-protein kinase SIK2-like
Exons: 7
Coding region: 816-2801 (661 amino acids)
Biological process (GO): microtubule cytoskeleton organization; intracellular signal transduction; protein phosphorylation
Cellular component (GO): cytoplasm
Molecular function (GO): protein serine/threonine kinase activity; tau-protein kinase activity; ATP binding
Source: RefSeq, a predicted model, not a curated record